Anopheles coluzzii is the source of this 1017-nucleotide messenger RNA. RefSeq names its product putative gustatory receptor 2a. Bases 1 to 1017 code for a protein of 338 amino acids. Gene Ontology annotation, cellular component: membrane; neuronal cell body; axon. Lineage: Eukaryota; Metazoa; Arthropoda; Insecta; Diptera; Culicidae. Gene Ontology annotation, biological process: sensory perception of taste. The transcript is spliced from 5 exons. The record is from RefSeq and is a predicted model, not a curated record.
AUGGCUUAUUCGGGUAAGCUGACCGAUUCCAACUUGGUGCGUGUGGCGAUCGAUCUUAAGAAUCAGUACAUCGGUUGCAUACUGGUGUUGGGUAUAGUGAUGGUAUCUCUCGUUCGUCAGCCAGCAUUUAGUCGCCUUAUUCAGGUGUUGCUGAGUGUCGAUCAGGCAAUACCGGAGAUGGUUCGAACUGCUGGACUAUCGGCCAUCACGAAGGUUAAAGUCAACAAUAUUGUCUGGCUACGUAACGUACUGCUAAUGCUAAUCCUGGGUGUCGGUGUGAAGGCAGUGCUGGAGGUAACCAACUGCCUCAUGUACAUCCGUGACAGUGGUUCCCCAUUCUCUUCCAACUGCCUGCUGCUUUGCAUCAUACCUCAAACGCUUUGCGUUAUCAGUGAGCUACAGUUUGUGGCGUUUGCGUUGCUAAUCAGCGAGCGGUUGAAACUGCUUAACCGCUGGCUGCUCCAACUGCUGCCCCAUCUAGGACGUGGCAGUGAGGCGGCGUACGAGUCGGUGCGUCAUCUCGUCCGCAUCCAUGACCAGCUCCUCAAGGCGAUCGGGCUGCUUAACUGCUGUUUCGGAGUGCAAAACACGAUCCUGCUGCUUUACCAGUUCGUGACACUGGUGGAGCUGGGGUAUAACACAUGCAUGAUGUCCGUCCGGUAUGCGGAGGCCAAGGUUCAGCAGGGCGACAGUACGGAAGACUUUCUUGAAACUGUGUACUGGGUGGUUUGGUUUGUGGUAGAGAUAUUUGUACUGUGCUACUUCAGUCACGAUACAGUGGAGGAGGCACGUCGGACAGUUCAUCUUCUAAGGAUGCCAAACGUUUACGGACCAUGCCAACGAAUCAACUUUGGCACGAUUUCUCAAGAACAACUAGUGUUUCGGAAUGUCAAGACGAGCAUCUCCUGUUGUGGACUCUUCACCAUCGAUCUGACAUUAUUCCAUGCGAUUAUUGGUGCUACAACAACGUACCUAAUCAUUUUGAUUCAAUUCGAUCAAUCGUUUAACGGUGAUUAA